CCUCCUCUGCCGCGUUCCUUCCCCUCCCUCGAAGGCUAUCUCUCGCUACGACUCUCGCUCCUCUCUCUUAGUCGAUCGUCGGCGAGGGAGGGCUAUGGAGAGCGAGCGUGGAGCGACGACGGCCGCCGCCCCGUCGCCCCGGAAGCCGCGGCCGGAAAGGUCCCAGCUGGCCCGUCGGCACGUUCUUUGCGGCGCGAGUUUCGCAAUCGUAACCGCGCUGCUCCUCUCAGUGCUGGGACGACCGGGGAGCAGCAGAGACGGCGCCAAGGUGCGGCGGCCCUCCUCCUCCUCCAAUGCGGACGUGUACGAGCAGGGCGAGCUCACGCCGCUCCAGCGGCACGUCGCCUUCUUCGACCGGGACAAGGACGGCGUCAUCUACUCCUCCGAGACCUACGAAGGGUUCCGCGCGAUCGGGUGCGGCGUGCCGCUGUCCGCCGCCGCCGCCAUCUUCAUCAACGGCGGGCUUGGUCCCAAGACCAUACCGGAGAACGAGAAGACCCCACCUUUCAAGCUCCCCAUUUAUGUGAAGAACAUCCACAAGGGCAAGCACGGAAGUGAUUCUGACGUGUAUGAUGCCCACGGAAGGUUCGUUCCUGAAAAGUUUGAGGAGAUCUUCAAGAAGCAUGCCCACACCAGGCCUGAUGCCCUGACAGGCAAAGAGCUCCAGGAGCUGCUCGAAGCAAACAGGGAACCUAAAGACUUCAAAGGAUGGUUGGGUGGCUUCACGGAAUGGAAGGUGCUGUACUACGUGUGCAAAGACAAGGAUGGGUUUCUCCACAAGGACACUGCAAGGGCAGUCUACGAUGGUAGCCUGUUCGAAAGGUUGGAGAAUGAGAGGAAGUCUAAGGAGUCUACUAGCUAAGAAGAAAUGAAGAAGUUCAUAUACGCCCUAGUGCGAAAGGGUUUGUAAAUUAUUGAGAGAGAGUGUGUGUGUGGGGGUGGGGGGUGGGGUUUAAAUUAAUAUCCUAGUUUUGAUUGACUCUAUAUGUUUAUCAAUUCAUCUUCUAUGUAACAAGAACAUAUUCUCUCCUAAAUAUACCAAAAGUAUUUUGUGAAUUAAGGCAUGUAAGUGAAUUAGUUGUGAGUUGUGAAAGCCCCUCAUAUUCUCAAUUCACGUUUCAGUGCCUUUUAUUUUGAAAUUGUUUGUACUUCAUAAACAUUUGGCAUAGCUAUCCAAUGCAAGGACAUUCUGAAUAUAUUCCUUCCGUUGUGUC
Messenger RNA from Panicum hallii, 1214 nucleotides. Its product is annotated as probable peroxygenase 4. The record is from RefSeq and is a predicted model, not a curated record. Gene Ontology annotation, molecular function: calcium ion binding; monooxygenase activity. NCBI's taxonomy places the organism in Eukaryota, Viridiplantae, Streptophyta, Magnoliopsida, Poales, Poaceae. The coding region runs from base 95 to 862 and encodes 255 amino acids. The transcript is spliced from 5 exons.